Messenger RNA from Herpailurus yagouaroundi (jaguarundi), 5574 nucleotides. It is a transcript of the gene CRB2, whose product is annotated as crumbs cell polarity complex component 2. Lineage: Eukaryota; Metazoa; Chordata; Mammalia; Carnivora; Felidae. Gene Ontology annotation, biological process: Notch signaling pathway. Gene Ontology annotation, molecular function: calcium ion binding; Notch binding. The transcript has 14 exons. The record is from RefSeq and is a predicted model, not a curated record. Bases 60 to 3689 code for a protein of 1209 amino acids.
GGGGGGUGUGGAGCCAGCCAGGCCGCCUGUUCCCACAGCCGCGAGCUGAGCGUGCUGCCAUGGCGCUGGCCAGGCCGGGGACCCUGGCCCCCAGGCCCCCGGCCCCUCUUCUGCUGCAGUUGCUGCUCUUGAGUCCUGCCCUGGCCCUCCUGGGUGGAACGGUGCCAUCGGAGACCCCAAGUGUCUGUGCCUCAGACCCGUGCGCUCCAGGGGCCGAGUGCCAGGCUAUGGAGAAUGGUGGCUACACCUGUGGGCCCACGGAGCCCCGGGGCUGUGCCAGCCAGCCAUGCCACCAUGGCGCUCUGUGUGUGCCCCAGGGCCCAGAUCCCAAUGGCUUCCGCUGCUACUGCGUGCCCGGAUUCCAGGGCCCACGCUGUGAGCUGGACAUUGACGAGUGUGCAUCCCGGCCCUGCCACCACGGGGCUACCUGUCGCAACCUGGCUGAUCGCUAUGAGUGCCACUGCCCCCUUGGCUAUGCAGGGGUGACCUGCGAGACGGAGGUGGACGAGUGUGCCUCGGGGCCCUGCCUGCAUGGGGGCUCGUGCCUGGACGGCGUGGGCUCCUACCGCUGCGUGUGCGCGCCGGGCUACGGGGGCGCGAGCUGCCAGCUGGACCUGGACGAGUGCCAGAGCCAGCCGUGCGCGCACGGGGGCCGGUGCCACGACCUGGUCAACGGGUUCCGGUGCGACUGCGCGGACACGGGCUACGAGGGCGCGCGCUGCGAGCAGGAGGUUCUGGAGUGCGCGUCGGCUCCCUGCGCGAACAACGCGUCCUGCCUCGAGGGCCUCGGGACCUUCCGCUGCCUCUGCUGGCCAGGCUACAGUGGCCAGCGGUGCGAGGUGGACGAGGACGAGUGUGCGUCGGGCCCCUGCCAGCAUGGGGGACAGUGCCUGCAGCGCUCAGACCCAGCCCUCUACGGAGGCGUCCAGGCUGCCUUCCCCGGCACCUUCAGCUUCCGUCACGCCGAGGGUUUCCUAUGCCGCUGCCCUCCGGGCUUUGAGGGGGACGAAUGUGACGUGGAUGUGGACGAGUGUGCCUCACGGCCAUGCCUCAGUGGAGGCCGCUGCCAGGACCUGCCCAAUGGCUUCCAGUGCCACUGUCCGGAUGGCUACACAGGCCUGACGUGUCAGGAAGAUGUGGACGAAUGCCUGUCGGAGCCCUGCCUCCAUGGCGGGACCUGUGAUAACACCGUGGCAGGCUAUACCUGCUGGUGCCCGGAGACCUGGGGCGGGCACGACUGCUCUGUGCGGCUCACCGGCUGCCAGGGCCACACUUGCCCACCUGCUGCCACCUGCAUCCCCAUCUUCAAGUCUGGGCUCCAUAGCUAUGCCUGCCGCUGCCCACCUGGUACCCACGGACCUUUUUGUGGCCAGAACACCACCUUCUCUGUGGUGGCUGGGAGCCCUGUGCGGGCCUCAGUGCCAGCUGGAGGUCCCCCGGGUCUGGCACUGAGGUUUCGCACCACACUACCUGCCGGUGCCUUGGCCACUCGCACUGACACUCAGGACAGCUUGGAGCUGGCACUGGCGGGGGGCACGCUUCAGGCCACACUCUGGAGCCAUGGCAACGCCACCGUGCUUCCCCUGGGGCCGCUGGACCUGGCCCUAAAUGAUGGCCACUGGCACCAAGCCGAGAUUUCGCUCCGCCCGGGGGUCCUGGAGCUGCGGCUCUGGCAUGAGGACUGCCCUGCCCGGCUGUGUGUGGCUUCCAGUCCUGUGGCCCCAGCUCCUGUGGCUUCCGCGGCCCCGACGCCUGCCAGGUUCUGCUCCGCCCAGCUGGGUGGCGCAGCCUUCGAAGGCUGCCUCCAGGACGUGCGUGUGGACGGUCACCUCCUGCUGCCUGAGGAUCUCGGCAAGAAUGUCCUCCUGGGCUGCGAGCGCCGUGAACAGUGUCAGCCUCCGCCUUGUGCCCAUGGAGGGGCCUGCGUGGACCUGUGGACUCACUUCCACUGCAAAUGCCCCCGGCCCUACAGUGGUCCUACAUGUGCUGAUGAGGUUCCUGCUGCCACCUUUGGCUUGGGGGGCACCCUGAGCUCUGCCUCCUUCUUGCUCCACCAGCUGCCAGGCCCCAACCUCACCGUGUCCUUCCUCCUCCGUACUCGGGAACCUGCUGGCCUGCUGCUCCAACUUGCCAAUGACUCAGUAGCUGGGCUAACAGUAUUCCUGAGCAAGGGCCAGAUCCAGGCUGAGGUGCUGGGCGGGCCCGCUCUGGUGCUCCCUGGGCGCUGGGAUGAUGGGCUCCGCCACCUGGUGACGCUCAGCUUCGGGCCUGACCAGCUGCAGGGCUUGGGGCAGGAGGUGCACGUGGGUGGGAGGCUCCUCCCUGCGGACGCCCAGCCCUGGGGUGGGCCCUUCCGAGGCUGCCUCCAGGACCUGCGACUCAAUGACCUCCACCUCCCAUUCUUUCCGCCGCUGCCGGGGAACUCAAGCCAGCCCGGUGAGCUGGGCAGCAGGCAGUCCUGGAACCUCACCAUGGGCUGCGUCUCCGAGGACACAUGCAGUCCUGACCCCUGUCUCAAUGGUGGAAUGUGUCUCGUCACCUGGAAUGACUUCCACUGCACCUGCCCUGUCAACUUCACGGGGCCAACAUGUGCCCAGCAGCUGUGGUGUCCUGGCCAGCCCUGCCUCCCGCCUGCCACCUGCGAGGAGGUCCCCGAUGGCUUUGUCUGUGUGGCCGAAGCCACGUUCCGCGAGGGCCCCGCCGUCGCUUUCAGCGGGCACAACGCGUCGUCGGGGCGCUUGCUCAGCGGCCUCUCGCUGGCCUUCCGCACGCGUGGUGCGGCGACGCCCGUGGCGCUGCGCGGCCUGGCCGGCGACCUGGCCUUCCUGCGCGGUCCAGGCGCCGCGCUCGUUCAGCUGGCCGAGAACUUCACCGGCUGCCUGGGUCGCGUGGCCGUGGGCGGCCUCCCGCUGCCCCUGGCGUCUCCGCGGCCCGGCGCGGCCCCCGGCUCGCGGGAGCACUUCUCGGCCUGGCCCGGGGCUCCGGCCCCGCGCCUCGGCUGCCACGGAGCGCGCGUGUGUGUCCCCUCGCCCUGCCUGCACGGCGGCGGCUGCCGGGACCUCUUCGACGCCUUCGCCUGCGCCUGCGGCCCGGGCUGGGAGGGCCCGCGCUGCGAGGCCCGCGCCGACCCGUGUCGCUCGGCGCCCUGUGCUCGAGGCCGCUGCCACUCGCGCCCCGACGGCAGUUUCGAGUGCCGCUGCCCGCCUGGCUUCGUGGGCCCGCGCUGCAGACUGCCUGUCCCGCCAGAGGCGUGCAGCUUGAACUUCACCUGCCUCAAUGGUGGCCCCUGUGAGGGUGGGCCCCGGGCUGCCAACUGCAGCUGCCAGGAGGGCUUUGCUGGCCAGAGAUGUCAGAUCCCCUGUGAAGCCAACCCCUGCUUGAACGGGGGCACCUGCCGGGCAGCCGGUGGGGUGUAUGAAUGUAUCUGCAGUGCAAGGUUCUCAGGCCAGUUCUGUGAAGUGGUGAAGAGCCUGCCGCUGCCACUGCCGUUCCCACUGCUGGAGGUGGCGGUGCCCGCGGCCUGCGCCUGCCUCCUCCUCCUCCUCCUGGGCCUCCUCUCAGGGAUCCUGGCGGCCAGGAAGCGCCGCCAGUCGGAGGGCACCUACAGCCCGAGCCAGCAGGAGGUGGCUGGGGCCCGGCUGGAGAUGGACAGUGUCCUCAAGGUGCCGCCCGAGGAGAGACUCAUCUAGACCUGCCUGGCUGCGGGCUCUGGCACCUGCGAGGUGUGUCUACCGAGGACCCAAGGAAGCCGCUUCCAGGAGCCUGCGGGGAAGUGGCUGGCCUCUUACCAGCCUUGGGGAGCUGCCGGAGAGCCCGGGAGACCUGCUGGGCAAGUGUCACCUUUGCCGGCAGCCCCUGCCUGCGCCCCAUUUGUGGACGGGAGAGGGGAGCACCGCGGGAAGCACUCAGGGAUGCAGACCGGGGCCUGGCAAGGCCGUGGACGUCUCCAUCGGACCUGCCAGCUCGUGCCCCGGCAGGCGGACUGCUGUGCCGGGGAGGGGCACACGCAGGUGCACACGGUGCGUUCAGAAGUGCGUGUGGGCACGUACCUGGGGACUGCUGAUCUGCAGAUGCCAGUGAGAGUGUUCUGGAUGGGGCUCGCGGGCCUGUCCGUGCCUUUGCUGUGGGCGCACAGGACCGUGUAGUGGGUGCAGGCCCCACAGAGGGGUGGCUGGGCAGCGGGGAUACCCUUCGCAGCCCUGGGGCAGGGGCAGUACGUGUUCUCCGGGAGGCCAGGCCACGGCUUGCCCAGGGACCGAGACCCCCCAGCUCUGGCGUCUUCUCCCGUGUCUGAGGCUGUCCCCAACCUGGAGGCAACUGGGAAACCAGAAGGAGGGUGGUCAUCAGCCAGCGGCCCCUGGCUCCCAGGACAAAUGCUCCUUCUGGCAGCUGUGUGGCACAGUCGGGCCACAGCCAGGGCGGAUCUGCGGGAGCAGAGGACGGGCUGCCCCCAGCCGUCCCACCUUGCGGCCUCCGCCUACCUCACGGCGCUGUGGUGAGGAUCAGUGGAUGACAGCGGGGAAAGAGCCCGGGACGGUGUGCACUACUGGGUUGUUUGGGUCACCCUUUUAGCUUUCAGGAAGGGUUGUCCCUCUGGCUGGAGCCGAGAGAAAGUUGGGGGUGGGCUUUCCCGGGGGCCUGCAAGCGGGCCAGAGGAUAAAGGAGCAAAACUUCUGCCUCCCCCCCACCCCCGCACCCGCCCCCCCCCCCCCCCGCCCGCCACGUCCCACCUGACCACCUCUGGUUCUCCAGGGUCAGCACUCCCCAGUCACAGCUGCCUGGCGAGGCCACUCCUUCACCUACAGACCAGUCGUCUCUCUAAAUGGCUGGGGGGCAGGGGGGAGGUGGAUUCAGGACUCACAGGAAGUCCUCCCAAGUUGUUUGCUGAACUCAGCAAACGUUGGCAUGGCCUCUUUGUGUCGGGGCUGGUCCUGCAGACACAGACACAGACACAGAGGAAGAAUGUGCUGCUUUCCUUCCAGUCGGUCCCUUCCCUGGUAGUGCCAUCACACUGAUCCCAGAGGAGCACCCGCCCUCCCGGCACCCGGUGCCGGGCCUCCUCCCAGCCCCACGGAGUCCCUUUGUCCCUGACCUGGAGACAUGCCCUUUUGUCCCUCCUGUUUCCUUGGCCAGCACCUCCUGUGCCAAGGCCAGGGGACCCCUUCCCAGUUUUAGAUUGGCGGUUGACUUUCCCCAGCUCCCCUUGGGGUCUGAGGCAGCUUCCAGAGGCACAGGAUCAAAUCUGUGGGAGAACCACGUGGUGAUGAGGGGUAAGGGAGCAUGUGGGCGGCUCAGACUGAGGGGUUCAGCUGAGGCUGGGACAGGAAGGGCCCUGAACGCUAGGGUAAGGGGCUUGAUGAGCCCUUAUCCUGUAGGAGGUGGGACCUUUCCCCCAACCUUCUCCACUAGGACUCCUGGGAAGGUGGGGGAGGAAACAUCUGGUACCAGCACCUUAGCCACAGCUGGUGCUUUGGUUAUUUACUUUAUUAAAUCAGGGAUUUGACAAACCUGUGUCCUUUCAGACUCCUAAGACACACGGAACCCCAAUAAAUAAAAGUGCCACUUUUUGGGGAG